AUGGAGAAAGAAUGGCGGAUUGACGAAAGCUUAUCGCCGAAACUAAUUACGAUGAAAAGAAAGUUUGUUAGACAGACCGUUCUUUAUAACAAGAUUUCAUGCUUAUCGGUGACCAUCGCCUGUAGUAUAUAUUUAUUGAAUCCUCUAGUUAUGGUCUUCGUAAACAAGAUCUUUCUUCAUAGAGACGUGCCUUAUACCGUAGCGUUAGGAUUAUCGACGCCUUUUAACUAUGAUGAUAAUUUUUUCAUUUAUAUAACGUUAUUUAUUGUAGAGUUCCGAUUAGCUCUCAUUGUAGCCUACGAACUUCAAUGUAGUCAGUAUUUUAUUACGAUAUCGUUGAAUUAUUUGACAAUAUUAUUUUUAAUAAUUAAAGAGGAAUUCAAAGAUAUACUUAGUUUGACUGACGAUUUGGUUAGAGAAGAGAAGUUAAAAGAAACGAUUACAAGACAUUCAAAAUUAUUGGAGUAA
Molecule: messenger RNA, 468 nt
Organism: Leptosia nina
Lineage: Eukaryota; Metazoa; Arthropoda; Insecta; Lepidoptera; Pieridae
Source: the annotation of a GenBank genome assembly